Messenger RNA from Salvelinus namaycush (lake trout), 704 nucleotides. RefSeq names its product gamma-crystallin M3-like. Bases 78 to 647 code for a protein of 189 amino acids. Gene Ontology annotation, molecular function: structural constituent of eye lens. The record is from RefSeq and is a predicted model, not a curated record. Gene Ontology annotation, biological process: lens development in camera-type eye; visual perception. NCBI's taxonomy places the organism in Eukaryota, Metazoa, Chordata, Actinopteri, Salmoniformes, Salmonidae. The transcript has 3 exons.
ACUGGAUCGACACAACACACCGUGUCUUCUGCGUGUCAUCUAAUCAAGCUUCACCAUCAAGCUAAACCACCGUAGCCAUGACCAAGAUCAUCUUCUACGAGGACAGGAACUUCCAGGGUCGCAGCUAUGAGACCAGCAGCGACUGCCCCGACCUCAACAUGUACCUAAACCGCUGCCAGUCGGUCAGGGUGGAAAUGGGCUGCUUCGUCAUCUACGACCGCUCCAACUUCAUGGGCAACCAGAUGUUCCUGAAGAGGGGAGAGUACUCCGACCUCCAGCGUAUGGGCUCCAUGAUGGGCAUGGGGGAUGUGACCAUGCUGGAGUCCAUCCGCUCCUGCCGCAUGAUCCCAAUGCACCGGGGACAGUUCAGAAUGAGGCUGUACGAGAGGGAGAGCUUCGGAGGCCAGAUGCACGAGCUGAUGGAAGACUGCGAGUCCAUCCAGGAGCGCUUCCGCAUGUCCGAGAUGCAGUCCUGCAACGUGAUGGACGGCCACUGGCUCAUGUACGAGCAGCCCCAUUUCAGAGGCAGGAUGAUGUACGUGAGGCCUGGAGAGUACAGGAGUAUCAGAGACAUGGGCAUGAGCACCAUGAUGAGAGUUCUCUCCAUCAGAAGGAUCAUGGAUGCCUGUGAGGGUCAGCGGCAUUGAUGCCUGAGAUUCCUGCUGUCCUGACGUCCAAAAGGCUGCUAAAAGUCACAAUUCUCA